Molecule: messenger RNA, 1902 nt
Organism: Otolemur garnettii (small-eared galago)
Lineage: Eukaryota; Metazoa; Chordata; Mammalia; Primates; Galagidae
Gene: NMUR1
Product: neuromedin U receptor 1
Exons: 3
Coding region: 73-1347 (424 amino acids)
Biological process (GO): G protein-coupled receptor signaling pathway
Cellular component (GO): plasma membrane
Molecular function (GO): neuromedin U receptor activity
Source: RefSeq, a predicted model, not a curated record
CCUGGUGCCGCGUCUGCUUGGCUGUGGGUCAGUGGGUGACGCUGCGCCGGGGUCCCGCGGGUCUCAGACCGAAUGACUCCUCUCUGCCUCAAUUGCUCUGGCCUCCCUGGAGACCCCUCCCUGGGGGACGCAAGGAGCCCCAUGCCCUGCAAUGGCAGUGUGGCCAGGGGGGACUUUGACCUAGAGGACCUGAACCUGACUGAGGAGGCACUGAGACUUAAGUACCUGGGGCCCCGGCAGACAAAGAUGUUCCUGCCCAUCUGUGCUGUUUACCUGCUGAUCUUUGUGGUGGGCACCGUGGGCAAUGGACUGACCUGUCUGGUCAUCCUGCGUCACAAGGCCAUGCGGACACCCACCAACUACUACCUCCUCAGCCUAGCCGUGUCAGACCUGCUGGUGCUGCUGGUGGGCCUGCCCCUGGAGCUCUAUGAGAUGUGGCACAACUACCCCUUCCUGCUGGGCAUUGGCGGCUGCUAUUUCCGCACGCUGUUCUUUGAAACAGUCUGCCUGGCCUCGGUGCUCAAUGUCACUGCCUUGAGCGUGGAGCGCUACAUGGCUGUGGUGCACCCACUGCAGGCCAGGUCCAUGAUGACAAAGGCCCAUGUGCGCCGGGUGCUGGCUGUGGUCUGGGGCCUUGCUGUGCUGUGCUCUCUGCCCAACACCAGCCUGCAUGGCAUCCAGCAGUUGCAUGUGCCCUGCCGGGGCAUUGUGCCCAACUCGGCCAUAUGCACGCUGGUCCGCCCACGGGCCCUUUACAACCUGGUGGUACAGACCACCACGCUGCUCUUCUUCUGCCUGCCCAUGGCCACCAUCAGCGUGCUCUACCUGCUCAUCGGGCUGCGAUUGCGGCAGGAGAGGCUGCUGCUCAGGCAGAAGGCCAAAGGCAGGGGUGCUGCAGUGGCUGGGCCUGGAGAUACCCACAGGCUCCAGCUACAGGAUAAGAGCCGGAGACAGGUGACCAAGAUGCUGUUUGUGCUGGUCGUGGUGUUUGGCAUCUGCUGGGCCCCGUUCCACGCUGACCGCCUCAUGUGGAGCUUUGUGUCCCACUGGACGGAGGGCCUGCUCCUGGCCUUCCAGUAUGUGCACGUUGUCUCUGGUGUCUUCUUCUAUCUCAGCUCGGCCGCCAACCCUGUGCUCUACAGCCUCAUGUCCAGCCGCUUCCGAGAGACCUUCCAGGAAGCCCUGUGCCUUGGGACUCGCAGCCACAGACCCUGCCACAGCUCCUACAACCUCAGCAGGGUGACCAUGGGGAGCACCCUGUGUAACAUGGGCUCCCUAGGUAGCAGGGCCCACCUUUUGGCUGAGAACAGUGGCCCAGAGGGACAGCAAGAGACCAAGCCCUCCUAAGUGGAGCCUCAAAGUGGCUUCACCUAGAGGGUCACAUGAAGUCUGAGGAGACACAGCUGCCUUCCUCUGUAGGGAUGUCCUUGGGUCCUAUCCACCUGUGUGUCCUGUCCCCAAUUCAGCCAAGAAACUCUGCACCUCUGUGACUCCUGGCUCUACCUAUGUAUUUGAGAUUUGAGGGAAACAAGAGAAAGGAUCAGUCCCCAAUUAUUGAGGGUGCACAUCGUGCCAGGUACUGUAUUGUGUGCCUUUGAUCCCUGCAGACUCCCAUAUCCCAGUUAAAGUCCUUCCUCUGCAGAUGCAUUGCAAUUAGCUAGACUCAGCUGUCCUCUUUCUGGGGACUUCCCCCCACCCUGAUUUCUGCUGUGUUUCUGUGGGGCCCUUGCUUUCCUCCUCAUGUCUCAUGGAGCUCCUGCAGGUUCUGGCAGGGGUGGCCUGCAAUCCAGCGCACCUGGUUCCAAUCUCAGCCCUGCUGCCACCACUUUGCCAUCCAGCAAGUCCACCCACCUUUCUAGGCCUUGGUUCUUUGCUUGCAAAAUGAAAAAGGUGCCAACUUUC